AUGCAACUGCUUCAUUUCUGGCUCUCCUCCGCACUCGCCCUCGCGGCGACUGUGAGAGGCCAAGACGACAACACCGCAAAGGUUGAGGCGGCUCUGGCCGCUAUCACCGUCACCAACCUUGCCGAUGUCCGUGGCAACUUGUACCUACCCGCCACCAUUGACGGCCUCAAUGUCACCUGGGCAAGCAACUCUUCCUCGGUUAUCUCAAGCAGUGGUAUUGUCGUAAGACAGGCCGAGGAUACCCAUGUGGCCCUCACCGCUUCCAUUGACUCCGAAGGCAGCUCUCAGACUCGAGAGCUGGUCGCUUCCGUCCGCAAAGCCGUGGCUCUUGACCCCUUUGCGGGCUACGCGUUCUCUUACUUCACUGGAAACUCCAUUGCUGGAGAGAAGAUCUACUUUGCUGCUAGUCAGGGCAACGAUGCUCUGCAGUGGACCGAGCUCAACGGAGGUCAGCCCGUCUUGACCUCUACAUACGGCACCAAGGGUCUUCGCGACCCAUUCCUCAUCAGGUCCCCCGAGGGUGAUACCUUCUAUGUCAUCGCCACCGAUCUCUCCAUUGGCUCCGGCACAUCUUGGGGUGAUUCAGUGCGCAUCGGUAGUCGGUACCUCGAGGUUUGGGAAUCCAACGAUCUCAAGACCUGGUCAGCGCAGCGACAUGUAUUAGUUUCCCCUCCUGAAGCAGGAAACACAUGGGCUCCCGAGGCCUACUAUGACGACGACCUUGGUGCCUAUCUAGUAUUCUGGGCAUCAUCUCUCUACGAGGACAGCGAUGUCAACCGUACUGGCAGCACCUACCACCGCAUGCUUUACGCAACCACUCGCGACUUUGUAACCUUUUCCGAGACUUCUGUCUGGCAGGAUGCCGGCAUGUCGAGAAUUGACUCGACCGUCAUCAAAUCGGCCGAUAUCUACUACCGCUUCACAAAGGACGAAGGUGCUAGCGGUACUGGAUGUAGUGAUAUCAUCCAAGAGAGCUCUACGUCUCUUCGCGCUACCCUGGAUUCAUGGACCAUCAUCGACUCCUGCAUCGGCAAGAAGGCUGGUACCAGCGCUGUCGAGGGCCCGACUGCCUUCAAAUCGAACCCGGACGACGUCCACGGCGAGAAGUUCUACCUCUUUGUUGAUGAGUACGGCGGCCGUGGCUAUAUCCCCCUGGAGACUGCCGACAUUGGCAACCCUGACUGGGUAGUCUCAGCAUCCUACAGCUUGCCGGCCAGCCCGCGUCACGGAACUGUCAUUCCCGUCACCGCGGUCGAGCUUGCUUCCUUGACUGAAGCAUCGGCCACACGCAGAGCUGUCGAAGCUGAUGGCGAAAUUCUCCGCUACGACUUCUCAGCUGUUGAUGGCACGACGCUCCAAGAUGCUUCUGGAAAUGGUAACAACGCUGUGAUCAAUGGUGGUGCUACUGUUGUGGAUGGUGCUCUCACCUUUGACGGUGUUGAUGACUUCGUCAAGCUUCCCAAUAACAUCUUGUCGGGCGUCGAGGACGUUGCGAUCGAGGUUCAAGUCUUGCUUGAUGCUUCUCAGACAACGCCUUACUUCAUCUACGGCAUUGGCAACACUGCUGCCGAUGGCAACGGAAACGGAUAUCUCUUCACCACCGGAAGUCCUUACAGAGCUAGCAUUACUACCGGCAACUGGACGGGUGAGAAUUCAGCAGCUUCCAGCUCCUCUCUUCCCACGGGAUCUUGGCUGCACCUUGUCUACACUAUCUCGGGCCGCACCUCCGUCAUUUACCUGAAUGGAUAUGAAGUUGCUCGAAAUGAGGAUGUCAACAUCGAUCCUGAGAACAUCGGCAACGGCGUCACAACGGCCAACUACAUCGGCAAGUCUGUCUACUCCAGCGAUAAGCUCUUCAAGGGCCAGGUUCGCGAGUUUGCGAUUUUCAACAGGUCCUUGACCGCUGCCGAGGUUCUCUCUCGCUCUGGAAACGUCGGCGCCAUCACCGAAGUUUCUCUUUCCGAUGCCUCCGCCUUGAAGGUACCCGCCAUCAUCAAUACCACUGACUUCAAAGUCUUGUUCCCUGUUGUGCCGGGCACCGACGUUACCACUCUUGCCCCUGUCUUCACGACGACCGAGGGUGUAACCUCAUCUCCUGCAUCUGGCUCAACUGUCGACCUGAGUGCACCGGUGAAGUAUGUGCUGUCCAAGGGUGACGAAGUUGUCGGAGAGUGGACCAUUAGCGCCGUGGAGAUGGGUAGCCCCGUCCUGCCCGGCCUCUACGCCGACCCCAACGUCGCGGUCUUCAACGGCGUCUACUACAUCUAUGUCACCACUGACGGAGUUCCGGGCUGGGGUGGAAACACAUUCUACUCCUGGAAGUCUACCGAUCUCGUCACCUGGACUCGCAGUGAGGAACCCUUCCUCACCCUCGAUGGAGCCAACGGCAAUGUUCCCUGGGCGACCGGUAAUGCUUGGGCUCCUACUAUCGCCGGGCGUGACGGAAAGUACUACUUCUACUUCAGCGGCCAGAAUGCAGCUCUGAACAGGAAGACGAUUGGCGUCGCCGUAGCCGACUCCCCCGAGGGGCCUUUCACUGCUCAGCCGGAGGCCAUGAUCCUCAACAAUGAGGCCGUCACCACAGGGCAGGCUAUCGACCCGGCGGCUUUCCACGAUACGGUAUCUGGCAAGUACUACAUUUACUGGGGCAAUGGCAGCCCUCUCGUGGCAGAGCUGAACGACGAUAUGGUCUCCGUCAAUUGGGACACCGUCCAACCUAUGACUGGCCUUGUCGACUUCCGAGAGGGUCUUUUCAUGGUUUACCGCGAGGGUCUCUACCACCUCACCUACUCCAUUGACGAUACCGGAUCUGAGAACUACCGUGUUGGUUACGCUACCUCCAAGACUUUCAACGGUCCUUGGACAUACCAAGGCGUCAUCUUGCAGAAGGAUACAUCCCAAGGUAUCCUCGGCACCGGCCACAACUCCAUUCUCAACGUCCCAGGCACCGACGACUGGUACAUUGUCUACCACCGCUUCGGUAUCCCCGGUGGUGGCGGUUACAGACGCGAGACCACCAUUGACCAUCUGUAUUUCAACGCCGACACAGGGCUGGCCAUUCCGGUCAUCCCUACUCUGACGAGCGUUGAGCCUCAGACUGUUCCUCAACAGUUCCGGCGCAUGUCGCGCGUAAUGCGUUUUUGA
This is a messenger RNA of Colletotrichum phormii, 3144 nucleotides long. Its product is annotated as family 43 glycosyl hydrolase. Lineage: Eukaryota; Fungi; Ascomycota; Sordariomycetes; Glomerellales; Glomerellaceae. Gene Ontology annotation, molecular function: hydrolase activity, hydrolyzing O-glycosyl compounds. The transcript has a single exon. The coding region runs from base 1 to 3144 and encodes 1047 amino acids. Gene Ontology annotation, biological process: carbohydrate metabolic process. The record is from RefSeq and is a predicted model, not a curated record.